AUGAAAAGCUUUUUAUCGGAGGAAGAUAAACUCAAGUUAACCAUAAGAAAAAACUAUUUAGAGAGAGAUGCCAUUAAAACGAAAAUUUUGAAUUACUUGAAUAGGUUGUCACACCUGUGCUCAGAUGACAAAGAUGAGCUUAACAGAAGGGAAAGGCAGAAACGGGGGUUCUUCGAGGAAAACUCGGAGAGCUUCCCCGAAUUCAAGAUAGAGAAAAGGCCCAAGAUAGAGCAGGAUGAGACAACGGUGACGAGGAACAGGAGGCUUCUUCAAGUAGGACUCUUGGAGCACCUGAAAAAAGCAAAAGAUGCCCUUGAACAGGAAAAAAGUAACGAGAAGGUCAUCAGGCAACAAAUGCAAAAUAAGAGAGUGGAACAGAAAUUACAAGAAGAAAAGAAAAAAUUUGAAAAACACCAACUUGAUGAUAUAGAAAAAAGAAUAAUUACACACAUUAAGGAAAUAAAAAAUGUAGACACUCACAUAAAAACAGACGAAGCAAAAUUGAUGAAAUUAACUUUAAUUAAUCAUUACGAAAAAAUGAAAAAUUUCAUAAGUACGAAUUGCCAGCCAACUAUUUUUUGGUGCCCUUUUAAAUUUAACUCUAAAACAGAAAUUCUCCAAAAAGAGACCGACAAUUUUAUUAGGAAAAAAAUCGAAGCUAUUAAAGAGUCGAAUUAUGAUGUGGACUUUGAGGAAGAGCCCUGGGUAGUGCAGUUUGAAAACUUGAAGGAAAUCGUGCGAAGACGCAACGGGCAAGAGGGAGAAGCGACUGGAGUGGAAGACAAGGUGGACCACGAGGAGAAAGCUGACCAGGAAGGUGAUGAAGCAAAGAAGGAAGGAAAGGAAAAUCAUAGCGAAGAUGAGGAGGAGAACAAUGACGAAGAUGAGCAGAAUAACGGAGACGAUGAAAACAAGGAUGAAGAAGAUGUAGAGAACGAAGAUGAGGAAAAUGAUGAUGAUAAAGACGACGAAGAUGACGAGGAGGUAGAGGAAGAAAACUAUAAGGAUGGAGAAGACGAUGAUGAAAAGGAAGGCACGGAAAACGAGGAAGAAGAGGAAAAUGAGGAAAGAAACGAAAACCAGGUUGGAAAGGAAUCCUCCAAUGGAAGUCACUACACUGAGGAGAAAGAAGAAGAUACGGAGGGCACCCCCAAGAAAAGCCCAAGUAACGACUCCGAGGUGAACACCUCACAAAACAGUAAUACGUGCCAAGAAAGGGACAAUAUAAGCAACGAGGAUUUUUACCCAGAUAAUGCCGGCGAUGAGGACUUGAAAUGUAGGGAGGUGAGCGAGGCAAACGCGGAACAUGACGCGGAUAGAACAGGUGAGCAAAACGGGACGGACGAGCCAAAUGAGACGAACGAAACGGUUGAAUUGGAUGAAGCAAACGCGGCGAAUGUGACAAACGAAACUAACGAAGCGAACGAAGCGAACGAGACGAAUGAAACGGUCGGUGAUAAUGACGGGGUCGCGGUUAAGAAAAAUGCCCGGAAAAGAAGGGGAAGGCCAAAAAAAAAGAGGAGGUGA
Messenger RNA from Plasmodium knowlesi strain H, 1527 nucleotides. RefSeq names its product pinin/SDK/MemA domain-containing protein, putative. Lineage: Eukaryota; Apicomplexa; Aconoidasida; Haemosporida; Plasmodiidae. The record is from RefSeq and is a predicted model, not a curated record. The coding region runs from base 1 to 1527 and encodes 508 amino acids. The transcript has 4 exons. Gene Ontology annotation, cellular component: catalytic step 2 spliceosome.